This is a messenger RNA of Anopheles arabiensis, 2742 nucleotides long. RefSeq names its product PP2C-like domain-containing protein CG9801. NCBI's taxonomy places the organism in Eukaryota, Metazoa, Arthropoda, Insecta, Diptera, Culicidae. The record is from RefSeq and is a predicted model, not a curated record. The transcript has 5 exons. Bases 403 to 2370 code for a protein of 655 amino acids.
UUUGCUUGUUCAUUUCGACAGCUCCGAUUGUCAACACUUUUUUUCAGCUCGGUAAAGUGGAAAAGCCAGUCCAAGGCGUUCACGCACGAGGAAAGUCGAAAUAAAAAUUAUAACAUAAUAAACUAUUAUUAAGAUCCAACAAUUGUUCCGCUUUCUAAAGUGCUGUGAGUUGUGCACUGUUCACUAUAUGUGCGUGUGGCGUUGCGAAAGAUAUGGUGAAUGAAUUCAAACAAAGGAAAUAAUUGUCAUGUCGUAAUUAAAGAAAUGGAGCUCUGGAGCUACUCGAUGGUGUUAGCUAUUCAUUUUAACGCAAUCUUUGAUGAUAAAAUGAUAAUUCAUUAAUAGAAUACGUACAAACUCACAUACCAUAAUCAAAGUGGCGAAAAGCGUACAGCAAGAACGAUGCCAUCUUUCCGCCAGAAGGUUACAACUUACUUCCGGCAACUGAGUUUCGUUUCCGAACGAGACCAGCGGGGCCCAACGCAGCAAUGUUCUUCGAUGGCAGGCGGAAGCUUUAUGACCAGAUAUUUAGAAGGAGAAUGGGACCCGCAAGCUUCGAUGGCACCUAUUUACAGCGGUAAAUUGCCGGAAGACUUGCCGGAGGUACGAAUUGGUCAGUAUGCUGUAAGUCAAACGGAAAAAGACGCUGCUUAUACAGGACCAUUCGAAGGUCUCACGGGAGUGAGACGUGCCAAAUCGCAUCUAACGGCAGGAAUUGAAGACGAUAUUGAUUACAUCGACGUUCUGCAAGAUCAAGCUUCGACAUCGCAACAGGACAAAUCAAAGAAAAUCUCUCCAGCAUUUGACUCAAAUUCAAAUUCAAAAUCGUUUGCUGCGUUCACUCCUGCAAAGCAUUCCAUUGUCUCAAAUCAAUUGACGAGCGGGGAGAAGAAUCCGGAGACGAAAAAAAUCAGUGACGAUCCUAUAGCAAACAUCACUGACUGGAACCGUCCAAAUGAAGAUGCCUACGGUAUAUCUGUAUCGUUGUACGAAACACAUUUACACACAUCCGGAAACGUUGGUGAUCCGAUUGCAGAUUGUUUUGGUAUCGUAUCCCGGGCUGAUUCCUGCAUAAUGGCAAUGGCUGAUGGUGUGAACUGGGGGGAAGGUGCCCGGAUUGCAGCGAGAUCAGCAAUUCAGGGUGCAAUAGAAUAUCUGAGUUCUGCGAUUUUUGGCAUACACCAAGUAACUUCGACCAGAGCCAUUUUUGUUAGCUUGAUUCGCAGCUUUUGGGAGGCACACAACUACAUACUUCAAGUCGGAGGAGCCUUGAGCACGUUGACCGUCGCCAUCGUAUUACCCAUUGAGUCAUCAGACCAAAGUAUUGUUUGCUGUUGCAAUGUAGGAGACUCUCUUGGGUAUAUAUUUUCGAAAAACAAUAUCGUACGGGAGAUAACUAUGGGUUCACAUGAUGUUAGUCUUAUGCGCGAUAUGCGAGAUGCCUUAGGUGCAUUAGGUCCCGUGUAUGGCGAUAAACCGGAAAUGAGCAAUCUCACACUAUCUAUGUCAUACGUCGAUGAAGGAGACAUUGUGUUUCUUACAUCGGAUGGCAUCAGUGACAAUUUUGAUCCAGUGGUCGGAAAAUUUGCGGAAGCGGUCGGCAGUAAACCUACCAGUACUGCUAAUAGUAGCAGUAACGCUGUCAACACCAGCAAACCUCCAACAUCCAACCAGCAACAUGAACGGAAAACUAAAGCAGGUCUAGCCCCUAAAAGACAGAACAAAAGUGCACCUAUGCUUACUUUAGCGCAAAGCAGUGGUGCAUCGGAUCCCGAGCAAGGAAACGCGAUUCAUGCUGGUAGUACGCGUGCCGAACGAAAAAUUUCUGUUCCGGUGAGAAAAACAGGACCACCGAUCGCUGGAAUGCAGGACAAAAGCUAUAACUCGAAAUAUGUAACUAGAUCGAAAACGUUCAUUGAACCGGCGGCAGUGUUAAGGCGAUCGAACAAUGUCGUUGCAAAGCCACACACUGCAAUAGUGCUACCUCAGGUGACAGCACAGCAAAGACACGUUCUAACUCUGUUAAGGAUAGCCGACCUGCUCGUUUACGGUAUAAAUGGUUCACUACGGCCUUGUACGAAUGCUAAACAAUUAUGCCAGCUGUUGAUCGACUUUGUGUCCUGUAUUACGGCUGCCAAACGCAAGCUACUGGAGCAACGCGAGUUAUAUUAUAAGGUAGUGUGCUCUCCGGACGGAACCCGAAAGGAAGUUCCACACAGCGCACACGAGCACAAAGCGAUACGAAAGCGUAUGGUAGAUGGUACUACAUUUUCGUUGCUCCCUGGAAAACUGGAUCAUGCUUCGAUUGUAGCGUAUACCGUUAGCAGACGAAGAUCGGAAGAUAAACCAACGGCUGAACAUAUUAUCUAAUUACCAGUUUAGCAGUGUACGAACACAUUCGUAAUAUUGAAUUUGUGAAUUUGCUUGCAAAUUGCAGCAAAAUUACUUUCUAUCUAUAGUAUAGUAUGUAAACUUAUAAUUUAUGAAUUCAAUUCAUCCAGAGUAUUUGAUUCAAGAGCGCAAAAGCUUCAUUACUUGUGCGAAUUCUGCUUCAUGCUGAUCCACUAGUGUUUCGUGCUGAACCACUAGUGUUUCGUGCUGAACCACUAGUGUCGACAAUUAUUGCCACUAUACAAAAAUCUGUCCGCUGGCGCUAAGACUUUUUUUAAAAGAAAAAUAAAUGAAAUCUUGCUGCAAUUAAUAUUUUAUACAAGCUACAACACGAAGAAAGAAUAUUAAUGU